AUGGAAGCUGCGGCGAAACAGGUCCGACUCCUCACGCAGCGCAUCUUACCAGAGCACCCACACCAUCUUUCCUAUAGCCCCGACAAGCGCUAUCGAGCGGUUCCCGAUGCUAAAGGCUUUGAGGAACAAAUCCAUCGCGGCCUUCAGUAUAUGACCUUUGUUUCCGACGGUGAUCGCGGGGUCCUCCUCACGCGACCCUAUUAUGAGAUGCGCGAAGAACCUCCUGUCCCCGAAGCGCAGGCCGCCGCAACCCCAUCAAUACCCGGGUCCAAGGAUUCGCUUCUAAGCGCGAGACGAGACGCGCCUCCGAACCAGACGAACGACCGAAGUCCACGGCCCGAGCACCGACAGGCGACGACGACGUCAUCUAGCGCGAAUAGUUCCGCGAAUAAACUCGCGCCCCCUUCUUCGUCUUCGAAAACGGGCGUCCCGCCGUUACUAUCGCCCCUUCACCUCUCAUUCAACGACUCCCAAUCCUCCGUGUCCAAGAAGACCGAGAAGGCUGAGAAGACGGAUCGGAGCGAGAAGGCGGAAAAGGCGCCUCGAAGGGAGGAAAAGUCUGACCACCACCAUGCGAUGGCGAAGAGUAGAUCGGCAGACCGCCCGCCGCCCCUGCUAAAGAAGACGAGCCCAUCUUACUCCAUACCACCGUUAUUAUCCCCCACGCUACCACCAAUCAUCGAGGCGGAGCUCCUGCGGCGGAAGAAAGCGUCGCCCAAGGAGUAUGAUCUCCCGUCCCCGGAGCCCGUAAAGGAGCCCAUAAAACCGAUUAAGAAGAGUACGGCGAGCAAGCCCGAGAGGGAUCGGUUCAUUGUCACGCUUAGGUUCUCCAAGAAACUAGGCAAGGGAAUCCAGCGGCUUAUGGCACUACCUGGCAAGAAUGAGAGGUCUGGCAGCAUGGAUCCCCCUUCACAAUCCCAGGCAUCGAAGAAGCGACCGAUCCCUACAAGCCAUGUGAGCGAGGCCGCCAGCGCCAUCCACACCCUCAAGAUCGUCCGCCGGGAUAUCGCACUGAAUAAGUUGAGGCACCUCUCUGACCGUUACGGUAGCUUUGGCAAGAAGCUGAAGCGAGCGCGCGACGGCAUCUUCAAGAGCUUCAACAUCAACAGCGCGGCGGCGGCACAACAAAUACCCGAGUCGGACCAGAAGCUCGCUGUUGUAACGGGCAUUGAGGCGAUUUUGGCCUUCAUGGUAGGGUUCAAGGCACUUUGCGAGAUACGGCGGGCGGAACGUAAAACGCCAGAUCCUACGCCGUGGAAGAGCCUGCUGCCAAUGGUUGGGGAGCUGCAGCGGCACGCACGGGCGUACCACUUCGUCCACACGCUGCUCUGGAUGCUGCAGGACACCAUCCUGCAAGAGAUCUUGGCGUGCUAUUACCUCAUGGACCUGCGCAUCCCGGCUAACGCGCAGGAGGUACAGCGUAUGGGCGGGCUCCAGGUUAGCUACCGGCGGCAGCUGCCGGCGCUCUACAGGCAGGUGGAGGAAGAGGAGGGCGGCUACGACCUCAGGCUGCCGGCGCUAAACCCAGGCGUGUCGGUCGAGGAGAUUGUCUACCAGUCCCUCAGGGCUGCGAAAAGCUGGGCCGACGGCGAGGACGUCGACUGGCAGGCGACUCUAUCAGGCGAAGAGGUCCUUGCGGGGAACUAG
Messenger RNA from Parascedosporium putredinis, 1647 nucleotides. The record is from the annotation of a GenBank genome assembly. NCBI's taxonomy places the organism in Eukaryota, Fungi, Ascomycota, Sordariomycetes, Microascales, Microascaceae.